AGCGCCUGCCCCUGGGCGAUGCUCCGGCUGCCGGGCGCGCUGUGCUGGCUGGGCGGCUGGGCAGCAGCGCUCUUGCUGGGCUGGCCGGCCGAGGUCGGGGCCGCCUCCGCCAGCCUGCAGCUGCCGCCCUGCCGGGAGGCCGACUACCACUUCGAGUACACCGAGUGUGACAGCAGCGAGUCCAGAUGGAGGGUGGCCAUCCCGAAUCCGGGCGCCGAAUGUUCUGGCUUGCCUGACCCCGUCAAAGGAAAAGAAUGCACUUUCUCUUGCGCUUCUGGUGAAUAUCUGGAGAUGAAGAACCAGGUUUGCAGCAAAUGCGCCGAAGGGACUUACUCGCUGGGAAGCGGGAUCAAAUUCGAUGAGUGGGAUGAGCUGCCGGCAGGAUUCUCUAACGUAGCCACCUACAUGGACUCCGCUCUUGGCUCAGCUGAGAGUAAAGCAGACAGCUGUGCCAAAUCUUCGUGGGCCCCCCGUGGGAAUUACAUCGAGUCCAACAGGGACGACUGCACCGUCUCUCUAAUCUACACCGUCCACCUGAAGAAGCCGGGCUCCGUCUUCUUCGAGUACCAGUACAUUGACAACAACAUCUUCUUCGAGUUCUUUAUUCAAAACGACCAGUGCCAAGAGAUGGACUCCACCAGUGAUAAAUGGGUGAAAUUAACAGAUAACGGAGAAUGGGGUUCUUAUUCUGUAACCCUGAAAUCAGGAACAAAUAUCUUGUACUGGAGAACAACGGGGAUAUUGAUGGGGUCGCAGGUGGUCAAGCCCAUCCUUGUGAAAAACAUCACAAUUGAAGGGGUGGCCUACACGUCUGAAUGUUUUCCCUGCAAGCCGGGCACUUUUAGCAACAAAUCAGGUUCCUCCCUCUGUGAAAUCUGUCCAAGAAACACCUACUCAGAAAAAGGGGCCAAGGAAUGCACCAAGUGUCCAGAAGCCACACAUUAUUCAGAUGAAGGAUCAGGCCGGUGUCUGGAACGCCUGCCCUGCUCCAGCAAGGACUUUUUCCAAAUCCACACUCCGUGUGAUUGGGAAGGAAAAACCCAGAUCAUGUACAAAUGGGUGGAGCCCAAGAUCUGCCAAGAGGAUGUCUCCGAAGCGGCGAAGCUCCCUCCUUCGGGAGAGAAGAAAGGAUGCCCGCCUUGCAACCCUGGUUUCUACAACAACGGCUCGUCUUUCUGCGCUCCGUGCCCAUCGGGGAUGUUUUCUAAUGGAAACCAGGAGUGCCAGGCCUGUCCUGCUGGCACCGAGCCAGUGCUUGGACUGGAAUAUAAGUGGUGGAAUAUGUUGCCUCUCAACAUGAAGACUUCCUGCUUCAACGUUGGGAACUCCAAAUGCGAUGGGAUGAAUGGCUGGGAAGUUGCCGGUGACCACAUCCGGAGCGGGGCAGGAGGCACAGAUAACGACUAUCUCAUUGUGAACCUCCAUGUACCAGGAUUUAAGCCUCCCACGUCCGUAACAGGAGCGAUGGGCUCAGAACUUGGGCGCAUCACUUUCGUCUUUGAGACCAUCUGCUCUGCAGACUGCGUGCUCUAUUUCAUGGUGGACCUCAACAAGAAGAGCACCAAUGUGGUGGAGUCGUGGAGUGGGGCCAAGGGCAAGCAGUCGUACACCCACCUCAUUUCCAAGAAUGCCUCCUUUACAUUCACCUGGGCUUUCCAAAGGACCAAUCAAGGCCAAGAUAACAGGAAGCUGAUCAACGACGUGGCCAAGAUCUACUCGAUCACUGUGAGCAAUGUAGUGGACGGAGUGGCCUCCUCCUGCCGGGCCUGUGCCGUUGGUUUAGAGCAGUCUGGCUCUUCCUGCAUCCCAUGCCCUGUUGGGCACUACAUAGAGAAGAAAACCAACCAGUGUCAAGCGUGCCCUCCCAACACGUACCUCUCUAUCCACCAAGCCUACGGGGAAGGAGCCUGCGUCCCUUGUGGGCCUGGCAGCCAAAGCACCCAGGACCGCUCGGCCUGCUACAAUGACUGCCACUUCUCCUACGUCAGGAACAACCGGAGCCUGGCUUACGAUUUCAGCCGUCUGAGCAGGGUGGGCUCCUUAAUGAAUGGACCGAGCUUCACCGCGAGAGGCACCAAAUUCUUCCAUUUCUUCAACAUCAGCCUGUGUGGGUCCCAAUCUCCCUCCCAACCGCCUAGAAAUCCUUUCAGAAAUAGCUUCCUUUUCUUCUUUGCAGGAGCAACUGUUGAAACGACGCUGGGAAAUGUUAAUAUUAAGCCAGAAAUGUUUGUGCCAUCUGAAACAAAGCUGCCCGAUGUUCAUUUCUAUUACAAGUCUUCAGGUGCUUCAGCCACUUGUGAAAAUGGCCGCAGGUCUGUUGUGACAAUGAGGUGCAACCCCACGAAACUCGGCCAGGGAGAAAUUUCAGUUCCCAGUUCUUGUCCUGCAGGGACCUGUGAUGGGUGUGGAUUCUACUUCUUGUGGGAAAGUGCAGAAGCUUGUCCCAUGUGCACCGAGCAGGACUACCACGAGAUCGAGGGUGCUUGUAAAAAAGGACACCAGGAAACCUUAUACGUCUGGAAUGAACCCAAGUUCUGUAUAAAAGGGGUUUCCUUGCCUGAGAAAAAGAUUAUAAUCUGUGAAACGGUGGAUUUCUGGCUGAAAGUCGGCGCAGGGGUUGGUGCCUUCACAGGAGUCCUGCUCAUUGCCUUAACUUGCUAUUUCUGGAAGAAAAAUCAGAAAUUGGAGUAUAAAUAUUCAAAACUGGUGAUGACGGCCAAUUCCAAGGAGUGUGAGCUUCCGGCUGCCGAUAGCUGUGCUAUCAUGGAAGGAGAAGACAACGAAGAGGAAAUUGUGUAUUCGAAUAAACAGUCCUUGUUAGGAAAACUCAAGUCCCUGGCCACCAAGGAAAAAGAAGACCGCUUCGAAUCUGUCCAGCUGAAAUCCUCCAGAUCUCAAAAUAUAUGAAGGCUCGGUUUUGCCCGUUGUGCCCAAUUUCUAUUUCCAGGGGACCAAUUUUUCAAACUCGUGCUGAGACCACAUCGGAGGAUUGGCUUCCUGGGUGAGAAACGUUGAGCGAUGGGCAAAGGAAGCAACAGAGAAAGAGAAGAAAAGAGAGAGAGAGAGAGAGAGAAAGAGGAGACACUGCCUUAUUGUGAGACUCAGUUGCCAAAAGCAAAGCCAGCCCUUAGCAUCCUACAGCUGUGGCUCAACUCAGGGAAUGAGGAACUAUGGAUGGCGUAGCCCGUUGGGUUGGCUCAGAGGCAGAAAAUCUGCAUGGCGUUUCCUUAAAAUAUACAGUAGCAAGAGAUUGAGAAACCGACAGUUUUCUGCCCUCCCUGCUCCCUUGGUUGCCAUCCUCCGUUCCAAACGUUGCUUCACUCUGUCCUGGGAGAGAAGGUCCUACCUGACGCCAGGUAGAGGCCUACCUGUGCAUUGCUCUGGCAUGGCCGAUGCUGCUUCUCAGUAUCCCUCAAGUUCCCUGCUGUCACCCACGCGAAACUGCUUGAGUUCUUAGAACACGACCAGGCUCCCCCGAUGAGCUGGGAGGUGCCGCGUUGAGUUUUUGUCUUGAAAUCGAAACAUCCCUCAAUGCUUGAAACAGAAGAAAGGUUCCAGUC
Molecule: messenger RNA, 3560 nt
Organism: Notechis scutatus (mainland tiger snake)
Lineage: Eukaryota; Metazoa; Chordata; Lepidosauria; Squamata; Elapidae
Source: RefSeq, a predicted model, not a curated record